This is a messenger RNA of Seriola aureovittata, 7560 nucleotides long. RefSeq lists its product as uncharacterized. Gene Ontology annotation, molecular function: DNA-binding transcription factor activity, RNA polymerase II-specific; RNA polymerase II transcription regulatory region sequence-specific DNA binding. Gene Ontology annotation, biological process: regulation of transcription by RNA polymerase II. NCBI's taxonomy places the organism in Eukaryota, Metazoa, Chordata, Actinopteri, Carangiformes, Carangidae. Gene Ontology annotation, cellular component: nucleus. The coding region runs from base 178 to 7101 and encodes 2307 amino acids. The transcript is spliced from 10 exons. The record is from RefSeq and is a predicted model, not a curated record.
CUGUAACAAACCACAACUCCCAUGAUUCCUCUGCGGCUUUUGUCAGACUCUACGUCACAUUGUCUGCAGCACCUUCGUGUUGGCUUUGUGCAGAAACGACGCGGAGAUGUUAGGGCGGACAGGACAGCGGAGAAACAUAUGAACACGCGCAUUUGAGGAGCAAAGAGGCAGGGAGCCAUGCAGAGUCCUACCCAGGAAAAUAGUGGGUCAAACCCAGUGACCACAGCACCCACAGAGCAACCACUGGACACUGGGACUGAGGCUCAGCCAGCACACAGUGAACCACAUGCAGAAGAGGAGAAGACUAAAUCUGCCGGUCCCGUUGAGACCGAAACAGUGAUCACACCACAGGAACAUCAAACAGGGGUGCAAAUGGAAGAAACACCUGCAACUGUGGCAUUCACACAAGCAGUGGAGAGAGAGACCGCUGUUCAGCCACUGAGUGAGCCUUCAGAAAACUCUGAGGGGAUGGAGAUAGACUCUCCUUCAAAGCAAAGUGCCCCCACAGACUCUGAUACAAAUACGGAUCCUCAGUGUGAUGGGCAAAUUGCAAAGACACAGGAGAAAGGUCUGCGUGAAAGUAGGAAAUAUGUUCCUUCCAAGAAAGCCAUGAAAGAUCCUCUGAAAAUUGACAUGUCCAAACCACUGGGCAUGCCUCUCUCAUCUUCUCAGCUCUCCCUGCAGUGCAUGGAGUGCCACAUAAUCUUCAGUGAUCACAAGAGCAAAGAGCGCCAUCUGAAGUUGAGCCACCCAGCACAAUAUGAGCAAUGCAUACUGAGGAAUGCCCUUUUCGCCUGUUAUGUUUGUGACCGCCACUUCACAAACUCCACAGAACUCAUGGCCCACCAAAAAGCCCACACAGAGAAGAAACCCUUCAAGUGUCCGAUCUGUGGCCUGGCCUUUAACAAGUCAUCAGAGCUCACCCUUCAUAAAAAAAUUCAUUUUGGCCGGGACGGUUAUGCCUGCACUGACUGUGGCAAACCUUGCAAAACGUUGACAUUACUUAAGUAUCACCGCCGCACACACACUGGAGAGAGGCCGUAUGUUUGCAAGGAGUGUGGAAAAAGGUUCACCAUGUCCAAAGCUCUGCAGAAACAUAUUUUGUCACACCUGCCAGAGGGAGCAGAAGACGAGGGAAACACCACAGCUAAACAGAACAAAACUGAUGGUGCUUCUGCAGUAAAGUAUUCUUGUUCCAUAUGCAAGGCCAAUUUCAAGACUACCAAGACACGGCUACAUCAUAUGAAAACUAAGCACAAUGUGCCUGCUGCAGCCAGUAAUGCCUUCCCACCAGGACAGCAAGUGAAACAAAGUACACCCAUUAUAACUCCAAUAUCUAUUUCCCAACCAGCACUACUACAGGUGGAGCCUAACGGACCUCUGCAAAAAGUUGAUGCCAAUAUUGACACAGAGCAGAUUCGCAGACUUAUUGAAUCUUUAGGAAAUGUGCAGAAAGUAAACCAAGUUGUCAUAUUGGGGCAGGUGCCCCCUCAUGCCCCACCACUGGAAGUGCAGCAGAUAUCACAGCUGGCAGAACCAGUCACUUUGAAUCUCAGUCCACCGCAGAUAGAUUUUCUAGGACUGAAACAGUCAGAAUCUAAAACAGUUGAAUUGGACACAUUAAACAACCAAUGUAAUUCACUGGAGCAAACAAUCAUACUGGAACCCAUUACACCAGAUGGACAGUUGGAAAACCCGUCUUUUUCAGAACUAGGUUCCAACAUAGCUGCAAGUGAAAAUAUAGAGCUAACACUAGUUCAGACUGAACAAACAGAGCAACCCCAGGGAGAGAUGAUGCAUCAGAUCCUUCAGCAGACCGGGAUUAGUGCAAUUCAUUCUGACCCUGCAGAUCAAAUGGUUUGUCAGAAUGAGGUAGCUGACCUCAAACAAAACUUUGAGCAAACAGUCAUAUUAGAACUUACCCCUGCUUUGAUACCAACUUUGGAGCUGGAACAAUCCCAAACUGUGCCACAAAAUGAAAUCCCAGCCUCCUCUCUGGUACCAACCACUGAACUGGAGAAGACUCCUGAUCUGACUCCACAUCCGACUGUAAUAGAUGAGCAGGAGACCAGCUUGUCAAUCCCACCUUUUAUGCCUACAGUAGAGUUGGAGCUGACACCUUUACAAACAGAGCAACAGGACCUUACUUCUUGCUCUUUUGUUCCACCAGACACACUUACACAAACUCCAAGUGAAUCUGAAACGAAUCCCAAAGAAGAAGUUGAUACACAGAUGCAAACAGUAAGUCUAGAUCAAGUCCAUCAUGUGAUGGAUGAAGCUGCACCACAAGAGACACAAGAAAAGGCUGAACAAGAGCCAUCUGAACAAGAGCCACCAGAGAAACUGCUAGUAGAUAGCAAGGAGGGUGAGGAGCAGUUGGAGAACCAGUCUCAAGUAGAGGAGACAUCUGCUAAAGAAGAGGCUCCAUUACAAGUUGAGACCAAGCAGGUGCCACAGAUCUCCGAGUUACCCAUAAAUGUAAUGUCAGCUCAAGAACUGGUGAAAGUGCGGAAAAGAAAGCCUGCCAGGGCAUUUAUAUUUCAAGGAUAUAUGCAAGAACUGGUUGGAUCCAUACACAAGGAUGAUUUACAAAUUGAGGCCAAACCUGCCAAACGCCAAAGAAGAAGAAAGUCUCAUCUUGUUGUUAAAUUUGGUCCACAAAGCAAAGAGAAGAAAAACAAGAAACAGAGGACGCUGCAGCAGCAGCAGCAGCAGCAGCAGCAUCAGCAUCAGCAUCAGCCAACACAGGAAGAAGAGAUAAGAACAAAUCUCUCAGACAGAAAAGCAGCAUCACAGAAGAAGGGAAGGAAGGGAAAAAGGAAAGUGGGGCAUUUGGUAUCUACAGCUGAAAUAAAAUCACCUUCAUCAACCCAGGACCCACAGGUGAAACAAAUCAAAGAGGAUACAAAAAAAAAUAAAAUUAAAAGGCAAAAAGAAGAAGUCAGGGAGGGUGUGACGCACAUAAGUGAACACAAAACUGUAGCUUCACCUGUAUUUAAAAAGAAAAAACAAGGAAAAAUAAUGCGAAAAGAUCAGACCAAGAAUGCAAAGGAUGGGAAGAGAAAGAAAAACCUGUCAAAGGAGGAAAAAGUCAAUACAAAAAAGAGCACAGAUUCGGCAGACAUACCUGGCCCGCACAUAAAGCAAGACUCUCUACUUCUACUGAAAGGUCAUAAACAGCCCCAGCUGAAAGUUUACAAACUGGACCCUUCAAAGACAUCAGGCCAGACACCGGAGACCCCACCUCAUGAGUUCCAAACAAUGUCCCAGCAGAGUAAAGACAACAAUCAUCCAACAAAUGAUCUCACAGCAGAAAGUAAAAAAAAAGGAGGAAGACCCAAAAAGAACCAGAAAGCUCUUUCGUUGUUGUCCUCACUGCAGGUUUCCCGUCAACCACCUGAGGCACUGCCCACCAAACCAAAGACCACCAGGAAACGUAAAGCCUCCUCGAAAGUAGAGACCGAAGGAAUAAUAACUUCUUCUCAUUCAAAACGUGCCUUAGAGUGUAAUGACUGCGGGGAGAGAUUUAGUGAAGUCUCAUCCCUUCAGAAGCACAAGGCGACGGUGCAUAUCAUAGAGAGUCCCGGGCUCACUUACACCAAUGGGAACGUUUUUGAAGGGGUCUCCAGGGUGGAUCUUUACCAGCUUCCAAAACAUCAUGAUAAGGUUGUUGGGGUGAUAAAUGCUGCUGCAGACUGGGAUACUGAGCCUGAGAUGGGAGAGAUGGCAUUAGAAGACAGAGAGCGAACUCUGUCUUUUCCAGCUUUGAUUCCAUCUCCAUCUUUACCUGUUCCUCCUCCAGAGGUUGAAGUGAGCGCCUAUGAAGAUAAGGGUGGAAGUAAAGCAGGAGCAGAUGAUCAGUCUCAUACCUCUCCAGAAGUUCACUCACCAUCUGAUCAACUGAAAAAUACGAAGAUCUCUCCGAAUUUCACAUCUGAAUCUGCUUUAAGUACCUCUACUCAGACAAAGAGUUUGGAGACCGGAGAUCCUUUGGCAUCAGAUGAAACCAAGCAAGAAAAAGGUCCCGUGAAACAACUCGACUUAGAAUCUGAAGUCCAGGCUACCGCAGAUGAAGACAUUAAAGAGGAUUUACUUCUCGAGGUAGAUUUAGUUACUGUUGGAGAGCAGAAUGAAAGAGAUGAUCCAGCUUCUCCUCAAGAAAGUGCUCCCCAAAAUGAAUCAGAGGGAACUCGUAUUUCUGAAGGUGGAAGUGCUGCAACAUUUGUAGCACCUGAGCAAACUGAUGAAACGACAGCUGAAAAAAGCUUAACUCUGCAAACUGUGUCGUGCUCCACACAUCAAGUAGAGAUCAAAGAAGAAGAGGAAGAAAUGUUAGUCCAGAGGAAAAAAGAAGGAGAGAAAGGAGGUGUAACAAGGAAUGCUACAAGGGGGACAGGACAUUUAAAAAGGGACGCGAUAUCUAAGAUAGUUUUAGGUGGAGAUACUGUCAGAGGAACAGAAUCAGACAAAGAACAAGAUGAAUGUCAUGUAGUUUACGAAAAAAAUCUCAUAACCUCUGAUUCAGAAAUUCAUGACAAAGGUGAGAGUGGCACAAGGACUUCACAGCCAGAGACCAAUCCUGAAUUUGAGGCCAACAAAGCUCCUGCUCCUGCCACAUGUUUGGCUUCCGUCCCUUCUACAUUAGAGGAAUCUCCUGAAGAACAAGUGGUGCUUGAGCUAGAGUCGGUUACCCCUAGUGUUCAAGAAGUCAUGAAUGAAGGAGAGCUGCAGGGAGGAGAGGAACACGGCAGGGAGGCUGACCAGUCUCCAGGUAUCAUACUGGAGAAGUUCCUCACCUCAGAGACUGCUGAUAAAGAGCUGUGUCUGAUGACCGCAAAGAGCAACCAAAGACAGGGUUCGGAAAGCAUUGCUGAGAAUGAAGUACAAGUGCCUGGGAGCCAGGAGAUCAAGGUUGAAGAGAAUAUCUCAGAUCCACCGCUGGCUACACCCACCUGUCAAAAUAGACCGAGUGCAAGUGUGCAGUCACAGCACCAUCGUGAUAUAAGAACGGUUCUGGUGAAAGAGGAGAGCAGUCUUAUGCUGAAUGAGACUCAGGCCUCACAGGGUAGCAGACACAUCAGAUGGAAUGUGGAGCCAGUGAACAAUGAAAACACUGCCACUCCAUUGAUGGAGAGUGUGGACACAAUAAGUGACUGUUAUGUCACCCCGGAGUUCAACACCAAUCAGUGUAUCUUCUACCCAGUGAAGGAGGAGGAGAGGGAGGUUCUACUGGGAGACACUCAGAUCAGCAGAGGGAGUUUAACGCCAGAGGGAUCCUGUGCUGAACAUCAGACAGAGCCUCAAACUGCAGAUAGUACUUUAAAUGAGGGGAGCCAUUCAACUCAAGACUACCAGGAAAUAGGAGUGAAAGGACUCCUGUCAGAACCAGGGGUCAGUGACUUUGCAGAUGGACAAGCUGAGGCAGAUGCUGAGUGGCCUCAUCUACCAGACCUCCGGGACUUUCUCCUCCGGAGUUCUGAUGAAGAGGACUUGGGAAGUUUUGAACUGUCUGAUCCUCAGGUUGAAUCAGAGACAGAAGUAAUGGCCUAUUUCUACAAGAACCAAACCAACGGUGCACGACAGCCAGAUCACACAUCACAAAAUUUGAUGACUUCAACGAGACAGCUCCAAGCACCAAGAGAUGCAAACAGGACCAGAGAGCCCAUUGAUUACUUCGCCAAAUAUUUUGGUUGGGAUACCUGGGUAGAAAUUGCCAGUUGCACAAAUAAGCUAUCCUGCAUGUCUAACCCAGUCAUAGCCAGAGAGGUUGCACAGUUUGUUGGGAUCCACAUUGCAAUGGGAACUUUGAAGUUUCCCAGUCCAAGGCUCUACUGGGAGGACUUGACUAAGGUGCCCUUAAUUGCUGAAGCCAUGCCACUUUCACGUUUCCUCCAGCUGUCUUGCAUGUUGAAGCUGGCUUCUCCAGCAAAAGAUCCAGUCACCAUUAAUGUUGGGGAAGGACAACAUGAUGGUGACUUUGGAAAUGGGCAGAAAGGUAAAACUCUGCCAAGCAGACGAUGUGUAAACUCUCAGCAUAGUGAUGGACAAUGCCAAGGUGACGAGCCAAAUGAUUUGAACAGCUCAAAAACACAGACUGAUCCCCUGUGGAAGGUUCAGCCAUUACUCUGCCGUUUCAAAGCAGGAUGCCAGUCAUUGACAAGAGAGGGUGAUUAUGCAGUCGACCAAUAUCCACUUCCUUUGACUGGGAAGAUGCACAACAACAAACUGUCUCUCCACUGCACUACUUUAAUUGGAUUUGGUGGUUUACUCUUACAUGUGGAUCUUAAACCGGAUCUCUCAGACAAAGAAAAUGCUGUAGAAAAAAUGGCCCCAAGAGGUAGUAUGCUGUUUCUUUGCAAGCAGGAACUCUCCACCCCUGCAAUGCUAGAACGCCUACUAGUUGCUGGGGUUCAUGGUGCAGGCAGGGUGGGGGGAGCACGAGGACAGAUCGGGGAUGAGUUUGUGAGCUCAGACGGGAAGUUGAUGUUACGCCGAUCACACUGUGGCUUCAUACUUUCUACUGCAGGAAAUGGCCAGAGGGACAUGGCUUCUCUCACUGACAACUUUGAGAAGGCCCAAAUGUCGGCUCGUCUCAGCAGAGAUUUGCGAAAUCUUUAUCCUAUUCCCCUCACUGCCUCGGCCCCAACCUGCUGGCCUCAAGCGGUGCUCUGGUACCUUAUAGAUCUGGCUUUGGUUAACUCCUGGCUCCUGUACCGACAGGAUCACAGGGCAGCUCCUGCACCUUUGACUCUCAUGGCCUUCAGACUGGAGGUGUCCAAGGCUUUGAUCCUCUCCAGUGGCUCUGAUACUCAGGACUCAGUUCCCCCUCAACCCCCCACAGAGAAGGCCCACACAACAAAUGAAACCCCCAAUCCCAGCCUGGUGGAGGAAAGUCCUCUGCCUGAUGCAGCCACACGGUACGAUGGUUCAGGCCACUGGCCAGAGCAACUCGCAGAGGGAGAAGGAGGCAGGUGUCGUUUUGGGGACUGUCAGAGAACAUCUCGAGUGCUAUGCCUUAAGUGCUGUGUCUUUCUUUGUAUCUCACGCAACCACAACUGUUUUUUGAAUUUCCAUAACCAAGGGAGUUUGGUAAAAGAGUAGUCUUUACCCUUUAUUUUUAACAUCUUACUUUCUGAUAUAGAAUGUAACUGUGCUUUUGGUGUAUGUAAACCCAGCUAAUCAAAAACAAUGGUAUUAUCUCCUCUGUCCUUACAACUUUUCCAUGAUGCCUUUCACUGGCACUGUCGUUCUUUUGUAUGAUUAUUGUGCUGCAUUUUAAAAAACAAAUGCUUUGUGAUGUGGCUUAUUAUGUCAUUGAGCAAGUGUAAAAAUGAAUUUGCCUUCAGAAGGAAAUGUAAAAAAAUAAAAUACUCCUAGCCAUACGCUUUGUUCUGCAAAAGAAGUGUAAAAUAUGAUGUUGAAAUUGCACCUGCCAUGAUAUUUUUUACUAUUUAUUUUAACCUGACCUAAAUGACAUUCCAUGAUGACCUUGUUUUUGGCUCGAAUGUUACACAUUAUUUAUUUGAAUUUCAGAAAACAAUAAAGAACAGAUACAAAAUA